This is a messenger RNA of Rotaria socialis, 330 nucleotides long. The record is from the annotation of a GenBank genome assembly. NCBI's taxonomy places the organism in Eukaryota, Metazoa, Rotifera, Eurotatoria, Philodinida, Philodinidae.
AUGCUAUAUAGAGAAGAAGAUAUUUUUCGAUUGGAUCAACAUUGUUCAACUAUAAGAAAUGCUGUUUUAUAUACUAUUCAAGAACAUAAAAUAAAAACUGCAGAUAUUGGUAGUACAUCAACAACGACACAAUUUAUUGGCUGUGCAUUAAAUGGCAUUGUUAAGAUGACAUCAAAGAUUGUUUUCAACGCAUCAAGACAAAAAAUAAAUGAAAAUGAUUUAAAAGAGCUUUUAAAAAAUAGUGGUUCAAUAUUUAGUAAUCGACAAUUAGAUCGUUUAUUUUCAAAGCGUGAUUCAUAUAAACGUGUUGAUCGUCUUAUAAAUUGUUUU